UCAUUUAUGGUAUUUAACAAGAGAGAAGGUAGAGUACUGUAUUUUCCCUAUAGCAACAGAAGUCUGCACUGCAGUGCUGUUUGAUAAGAGGAAUACAGGCUAUAUUUAGCUUUCGAUAUUCAGAGUGCCCUCAAUAAGACAGAGACCGAGAGUAAGCACUAUUUCUCCACUCAUUUAGUGUGUGUGUGCUUGUGGUGGUUUGUUGUGUGUGUUCACACCUCACAGGUGUUGAGCUGAAUGAGUCCAAGAAGGGAGAAUAAUUGUCACCAUCUUCUUCAAUUUCUCAGUCUCCCUCUUACCCUCUGAUAUGCACAGUAUCCACUUGUCACUCACUGGUCCUGUCAGCUGCCAUCACUCAGGAUGGUAAUAGCUCACUGAGUUGUCAUGGUUACCUGGUCUCUGCAUCAACUGCAUCUCUCCUCUCUCCUCUCUCUCUCCAGGAAUGUUGUCUUAUUCAACAGUACACAGAGGAUGUUAAGAGUCAGGGAGAGUAGUAGGGAGGAGUAGAAAAGAUAGAGGGUAAGGAGGUGGAGAGAGGGUAGGGAGGAGGAGAGAGUGUAGGGAGGUGUAGAGAGGAGAGAGCGUAGGGAGGUGACGAGGUGUGCUGUGCAGGGGUGAGUCAGUAUAGAGGGAGAAAGGGAGAGUAUAUAGAUAGAUAGCUUAGCUUGGCUGUUAGAAACGGAUGAGAGUGGAGUCUCCUGGUGUGUGUGAGGGGCGAUCAACACUGGGCAGACUUGGAGCAGAGUGACGCAGAGAGGAACUUAGACUUAACACUGCUCUAAUACACACACAUACACACACUAGGCUGAAGCCAGGACAACAUCAUAGAGGACCGGGAGAGAGGGAGAGAUUGUAGGACGAGUGUGGGGUGAGCAGCAGCCAUGGCAGAGAACUCUAUGUACCAGCGUCUGUCCUACGAGAGAGAAGAGGAGGAGGAGGAAAAGAAGGAAGAGAGGAAGGAGGGAUUAAUGAAGGAGAGAGGGGAAGAAGAGAUGAUGACGGAGGAGGGGACAGAGUGGUUGGUAGAUCUGUUAACAGACGUUCAGCUGCAGCAGUACUUCCUGCGUAUUCGUGAUGAGCUGAACGUGACGCGCCUGUCACACUUCGACUACGUCAAGAAUGAAGACCUGGAGAAGAUCGGCAUGGGGCGCCCAGGACAGAGGAGGCUUUGGGAGGCAGUCAAGAGAAGGAGAGCUCUCUAUAAACGCAAGUCCUGGAUGAGCAAGGUACAGCACACAGUGUUUCCAGGGAAACGAACUGACUCUGACUUGGACCCCCAGCAGCUCCGGGGGGCGUUGCCCAACUUGAAAACUCCAGGGUUAACCCCGUCCAGCGAUGGGAUGGGGGCAGCCCUGACCUGUCUGAUCCGAGAGGCGGAGCUACAGCUGUGUGAACGACUGGGAGACGGAACCUUCGGAGUCGUCAGGAGAGGAGAGUGGACUGGAACCACUGGACAAAUGCUGUCAGUAGCAGUGAAGUGUCUGAAGACAGACAGUGUGUUGGACACUGAGGGGUUGGAUGAUUUCAUCAGAGAGGUGAACGCCAUGCACUCCCUCAACCACCAGAACCUCAUACGGCUCUAUGGAGUGGUGCUCACACACCCCAUGAAGAUGGUGACGGAGCUGGCUCCUCUUGGUUCUCUGUUGGAUCGUCUGAGGAAGCGGCAGGGACACAUCCUCAUCUCCUCUCUGUGUGGCUACGCUGUACAGGUGGCGUGUGGCAUGGCAUACCUAGAACAGAGGCGAAUCCUCCACAGAGACCUGGCGGCGAGGAACGUCCUGCUGUCAACCAAUGAGAUGGUGAAGAUUGGUGACUUUGGCCUGAUGAGAGCACUGCCAUCACACCAGGAUACAUACAUUAUGGAGGAGAGCCACAAGGUGCCCUUUGCAUGGUGUGCUCCAGAGUCAUUGAGGAGCAGGAGUUUCUCUCAUGCUUCAGACACUUGGAUGUUUGGAGUCACUCUGUGGGAGAUGUUUACACACGGACAGGAGCCAUGGCUAGGACUCAAUGGCAGCCAGAUUCUCCAUAAGGUGGAUGUGGAGGGGGAGAGGCUGGUGAAGCCAGAAGACUGUCCCCAGGAUGUUUACAACGUGAUGCUGCAGACCUGGAGCCCUCAGCCUGAUGACAGACCAACAUUCACCGCCCUCAGAGACUUUCUAUUGGAGACCAUGCCUACAGACAUGAGAUCACUGCAGGACUUUGAUGAACCAGACAAACUUCAGAUCAACAUGAAUGACAUCAUCACCGUCGUCGAGGGCAGAGCAGAGCUCUAUUGGUGGAGAGGUCAGAACAGAAGGACGUUGCGCGUGGGACAGUUUCCUCGCCACGUGGUCACGUCGGUCAGCGGCCUGUCGGCCCAAGACAUCAGCAGACCCCUCACACACUCCUUCAUUCACACUGGACAUGGAGACACUGACCCACACAGGAGCUGGGGGCACGCUGACCGCAUAGACAGCCUGUACUUGGGAAAUCCUAUGGACCCCCCUGAUGUUAUGGGAAUGGAUCCUUCCACUGCCCGGCCCACCAAACUACCCAGCCGCACCAGGAAGAAGCCUCCUCCUCGUCCUCCCCAGCCUGCUGUCCUGAUCAACAAGCCGUUCUAUGACUCUGUGUUAGAUGAUGAUGAUGAAUAUGAAGGUGUUUCGUCGGGGCUGAAGAGGCUGGGCGCGGCUAUAGGCCUUAAACUCCGCCCGGGGGAGGGGUCAGGUGUGAGGUCAGCCAAAAGCGAAGUCUCGCUCAUCGACUUUACCGAUGACAGCUUCAGCUCGACCACGCCCUCCCCUCUCACUGAGACACGCAUACCUGACCAGGACACACUCCAGGUACAUACACACACACGCACAUACACACACACACUCAGUAGGCAAAAUAACCUUAUUCUCUCCCUCCAGGACCUUCCUUCCAUCCUGGACUGGCCCCUCCCUCUUCCUGCCUACGACGAGGUUGCCACUGAGGCCGAGGGUCAAUUGGCAGACCAGGAGGUUCGAUCUAUCACUGGAUUGCCAGAGGGGAUGUUGGCUCCGCCCAACACUGAUGCAGAGAGGAGGGGCUUAACUCAGUCAGCUGAUCUGUUCCAGGAGCUCCAGAGAGAGGUGAUGGUGAAGCUGCGUGUUCCCAUGACAACCGGGCGUUCCCUCCCCUCCUCCCCCCUCCCCCUCUCCUUGGCCCCUCACAGACAGAUCUACCUUCCUCCCCCCUCCUCUUCCUCCUAUGAGGACAGACCCAUGCUACCUCCACGCUCCCCCAUCCCACCCCUCCGCUCCUCCAAACGCGUUUCCCUAUGUGAGAGGGAAAACACACCCCCUCAGAUCCCUCCCAGAGACCACGCCUUCUCUCAGCCCUCCUCACGCUCCUCCUCCCCCCUUCCUUUAGUGCUUCCCCUCUCUGUCUCCCCUCUUUCCUCCUCCCUUUGUCUCCCCCCUCCUCCCCUCUCCUUCUCUCCUCGUCAGAGGACUGGACUAUACGGGGUUGUUGGUCCUCUCGGCUCUCUAAUCUCCUCCUCCCCCUCUUCCUCUCCUCCCUCCUCCUCCCUCUAUUCCUCCAUGCUUAUGGCUGCCCCUCCCCCCAGUUCCUCGUUGGAUCCCCUCUCUGAGGGGCGUGGCCUGUCAAUACUUAUUGACAACUCUCAGAGUUCUGAACGCCCCGCCUACUUAGAGAGGUAUGGAGCCACCAAAAUGGCCACCGUCCGACCCAUGGUGCAACAGCAGCCAGGUGGGGGUGGGGCCAGGCCUAACUCCUCUUACAACAACAACAACCACAGGACUCAACAUUUAACUACAGCUCCCAGCAGGCAACGGGAGAACGGCCUCAUUCAGGUAGAACAGUUGUUCCAGCUGGGUCUGCGUUCUAGAACAGAGUGCCAGGAGGUUCUAGAGCGUUGCCAGUGGAACCUAGAACAGGCAAGCACCAUGCUACUGGACUCUUGUGGAAAAGUAGGCUGAGACAGACUCCAGGACUACUGACCUACAGACUUAAAACUACUGAUCUUUAACCCUACAGACCUACUGUUCUAAAAACUACAAACCUUUACCUAUUACUACAGACCUUUAUCUACAGACCUGAAACAACAAACCUUUACCUAUUACUACAGACCUUUAACUACAGACCUGAAACAGACAUUCCCUUGCUGGAGACUAUAGCACCUGGUUGAGUCCUACGGAGGGAAACAAUGGACGAACACAAUACUGCAUGUUCAGCAGUUAAGUUAUUAUAUUUUAUAUUAUAUAGAUACAGUGCCUUCAGAAACUAUUCACACCCCUUGACCUUUUCCCAAUUUUUUUGUGGUAAAGCCUGAAUUUAACAUGGAUUAAACUGAGAUUUUGUGUCACUGGCCUACACACAAUACUCCAUAAUGUCAAAGUGGAAUUAUGUUUUCAGAACUUUUUACAAAU
Molecule: messenger RNA, 4391 nt
Organism: Oncorhynchus kisutch (coho salmon)
Lineage: Eukaryota; Metazoa; Chordata; Actinopteri; Salmoniformes; Salmonidae
Product: activated CDC42 kinase 1
Exons: 17
Coding region: 882-3941 (1019 amino acids)
Biological process (GO): protein phosphorylation
Molecular function (GO): protein tyrosine kinase activity; ATP binding; protein binding
Source: RefSeq, a predicted model, not a curated record